Messenger RNA from Diatraea saccharalis (sugarcane borer), 984 nucleotides. Lineage: Eukaryota; Metazoa; Arthropoda; Insecta; Lepidoptera; Crambidae. The record is from the annotation of a GenBank genome assembly.
AUGUACGUAGCGUCCUACGCAAAACAAUGGAACGAUGGCCAUAAAAAAUCACAACAAAAUAAAAAACUAACGUCGGUACACCGAUUAAAGAGUGUAACUUUGACAAUGCCCAAAGAAACUCCUUUGGUACUGCUGAUAUGCGGAGCCGACAUACCAGUUACUCCUCCUGCCCCACCAAUGGUGUACUGUGGGGAGCUGCCUGAUCAGAUUCAUGACUGUCUGAAGACGCCUGCCUUAGUAGACAACGAAAUUACUAGUAAAUGUGUGGGAAAAAGUAAUCGAUGUGACACGUACACUUGCGUGUUUCGGGAAGCUGGGUGGCUGGUAGACGGGACGGUGGACAAGAAGAAGUUGGUCCAGCACUUCGACCAGUACGGUGUGGACCACCCGGCCUGGGCGGAGGUCGCGCGUCAGUUCAAGGCCACCUGUUUGGAGCGUGAUCUGCCCGCGCAAGGGCUUUAUCUCAAUUGUCCCGCAUACGACAUAAUGUGGUGUGUUUUAACUGCAUCUAUUAGGAGCGCACAACCCUCCCAGUGGGCCGCGACUGAAGCCUGCACGUACCCGCGCCAGUACGCGGCCGCCUGCCCAUUCUGCCCCAGCGAGUGCUUCGCGUCUGCAAUACCGAGUGGAUCCUGUAAUGCUUGUAUUUCUCUACCAAGAACAACAUAAUUUGUAUACUUGAAAUAACAAUAAAUUAUUAUUACAAAUAAAAGCUUGUUUUUCAAAAUCUGUUCAAUCGUUUAAAAUGCUGAGCGGUAAGUGUAAGUUUUACGCUAACGCGUUCACUAGUGAGCGCGUUAAGAAUUUGUAUGGAGAUUUGUAGUUCUUGAUAGUUACCGCUAGGGGCACUGUACCGGAUUCCAUACUAAAAUCUUAACGCGCUCACGAUCGACAGUGAACGUAAACUUCAUAAAAACUUACACUAAGCGCUCUGUAAGUACGGUUUGAAACGUGCUUAACUUUAAAUUUUUAAUUCAGAAAGCG